This is a messenger RNA of Synchiropus splendidus (mandarinfish), 1258 nucleotides long. It is a transcript of the gene znf706, whose product is annotated as zinc finger protein 706. The transcript is spliced from 3 exons. The coding region runs from base 142 to 372 and encodes 76 amino acids. NCBI's taxonomy places the organism in Eukaryota, Metazoa, Chordata, Actinopteri, Syngnathiformes, Callionymidae. The record is from RefSeq and is a predicted model, not a curated record.
ACAUGACUCGAGCGAGACGCACUACUGUCACUGGUCCUUGAACGCAGCACUGACGUCACUGUGAACGGGACAGCUGUCACAGUAGUGUGUGGGGACAUACGCCAAACGACACAUACUCUCGGUUGUUGAGAUAUCCUCAACAUGGCACGUGGGCAUCAGAAAAUCCAGUCUCAGCAAAAGAACGCCAAAAAGCAGGCUGAGAUGAAGAAGGCCAAGGGUCACGAUCAAAAGACGGCAGCCAAAGCAGCUUUGGUGUUCACCUGCGCUGUCUGCAGGUCCCAAAUGCCUGAUCCAAAAACCUUUAAGCAACACUUUGAGAGCAAGCACCCCAAGUCCCCUCUGCCGCCAGAGUUGGAAGGAGUGGAAGCAUAAGGCCCGUCUGGAUACCACACACAGACUUUCUUCAAAACCCGCACCAACUUUGGACUCGGUCUGAUGGAUUGACACAGCUAACAUAAAAUGGUUCACUUCGUUGGGGCUUCUCUGAGCCCAUCCGGCUCUGACACAAAGCCUCCUGGCAUCCAGUACUGGUCUUUUGUGUGUGUGAAUUUGCCCAUGGGCAAGUUUUAAUUUCAAAGCCACUGGAGAAAUGUAUGAUCGAUGAACACUUUGGGUGAUGAUGGAGGGGCUGUCUGUUGUAUUUACACUGUUAUCUGAUGUCUUGUGCACAUUGAAAUAAUUGUCACUUCCUCUGUCUGGCGCAUCUUUAAUGAACUGGUUGUUGGGUCAAAUCCUCAUAUAAAAUCCAUGUCCUGAUGUCUCAAGUCAUCAGCUUGGUGGGUGAUCAGAAGAAUAACCAUAUUGAUUAUUUCUUCUUGUCUUUUGUGAUGCUGACAAAACAAAAUAUUUUUGACAGAUUGCGCUGAGUUGUCUGUGGUUGCAUUUUUAAUUUAGUGAAGUUGUUAUAGUAGUAUUAACAAAUGAAUAAUUUAGUGAAUGGUCGGUGAUGCAAAUAAGUUCUAGUCUUGAAACUCAGAUUUACUGUUUCUGUUAGCGUGUGCUGAUCAAGUUCGGAGCGUAUUUACAGAUGCAUAUGUUUUUGGUCUUUUGACGACCUGCGGCGAGACGAUUGGGUCUGACAAUAUCUGCUCAACAAUCGACGUGUAAUCGCAAAAAAAAUACUUUUUGCUUGCAAAAUUCAAGCUGCUACAUAAAUGGCAAGUAAAAAAAAUGACAGGAACUCAUGAAUGUAUGCUCCACUAAUGUAUAAUAGCAUUUUAAUAAAUUUUACUUUGUGGUAUAAGUUGUUUCCACAGCU